Molecule: messenger RNA, 679 nt
Organism: Alligator mississippiensis (American alligator)
Lineage: Eukaryota; Metazoa; Chordata; Crocodylia; Alligatoridae
Product: interferon alpha-inducible protein 27-like protein 2A
Exons: 5
Coding region: 184-465 (93 amino acids)
Biological process (GO): apoptotic signaling pathway
Cellular component (GO): mitochondrion; membrane
Source: RefSeq, a predicted model, not a curated record
AACAAGCUCCUCCCAGCUCCAACACUGCUGGCACAUAAAAGAGGGAGGAGGAUGCACAGUCAGAUGCAGUUAGAGGACUCUCCUGCCUGACUCAGCCUAGCAAGCAAGCCUCCCCGUGGUGCUUCCACUGCCACCAACAGGAGCCCCGCCACCUGGAUCCAGGAUCACAAGCCACUCUGCAAUAUGUUUGACUUUCUGUACGCUGCGGUGGGAGCAGGAAUCGGACUUGGAGUUGCAGUUGUCGGAGUCCCUGUAGUCCUGGGGGCUGCAGGAUUUACUGCUACAGGAAUUGCUGCAGGGUCAAUAGCGGCCAAGAUGAUGUCAGCAGCGGCCAUAGCCAACGGAGGAGGAGUGGCUGCUGGGAGUGCCGUGGCAGUGAUGCAGUCUGUCGGUGCUGCAGGACUUUCUGGAGCAGCACAGGGAGCAAUAGCUGCUGCUGGUGCAGCAGUUUUGGGUCAGGCCUGAAAGCAACAGGUACUCCUCUGUUUUGGACACUCAGCAAGCCAUUGGCUGGUAUGUCCUGAAGUGCCCAUCAGUAUAAUACAACACAGAGAGAGUUAUAGGAACGGCUUUCAGCACGAUCAAGAAGCAACCAUGUGUUGAACCAGCCCCUGAAGACUUCUUGUUCUUGCACCUAACUUAUCACUGCUGUGGAAGAAAUAAAGCCUUUACAAACAUG